AUGGCAUCAAGGCCACGUUUGUAUGCUCGUAGUCGAGCUCAUAAAACAAAACCUCCUGUUUCAUCUUCAUGUAAACCAGAUGUUCUCGUUCUUCUUGACGAUGAAGCUGAUUCCAAUUUGAUUAUCAAUGGUCUAAGUAAGAAGCCAAUACUUUGUCAAGUAAUCAUAUUAUUGGACGUCAAUGCUCUGAAUCAAUAUUAUCGAUCGCAUGAUAAUAAUGGUAAUUGUGACAAAUGGGUUUAUCUUAUUAGAUCAGAUUCGUUUAUAGAACAAAUUAAUGAAUUAGCUAACGCAAAUGAUAAUUUUUAUUCAAUUUCUACUUCUGAUUAUACUCUUGCUUUAGAAGGAGUUUGUUGUGUAUUCGAUGAAGAAUUUAGACUUUUUCAUGAUGAAGAACGACUUGUAAAGGCAUUAAGAGAUCAUCUCAACUCAUUUCUUACACUAGAUGAUGUCGAAUUAUCAAGUCAAAGUGUCUCGUUACAGACACCACGCUUUGCUUGGUUUCAAUUUAUGUUUACGUUACUUUCAGACCUUGAACGAUCUGAUAUAGGCAUGCAAGAAGUUAUUCAUAAGCUACAUAUUGAUUAUCGAUCUCAACCAGACAUUAUUGAAGAAUUUAUCCAAACAUAUUCAUCCGAAAAGGCUAUGGAAUGUCAUCGAACAAUCAUUCGCGAUGUAGAACAAAAUCUUAUUUCAUGGCAUUAUGAUCAAAAGCAAAUCUGGGAUUUUUUCUUACCUAUGAAUGUUUAUCGUGGUCAAAAGACUUCAAAACAAGAGCUUCAAUCGUGGCAAUCUAAUAUUGGCACUAUUAUAGCAAUGACAUCAUUUCUUUCAACAAGUAUGGAUAGAAAGAUUGCUAAUUGUUUUGCGGAAACAUUUGAUAAUGAUGAUAAUGAUGACGAGGCUACAUUAUUUACCAUUUGGGUGGAUAAAAAUAUAGCACCAAAAGCUUUUUUCGCUUAUUUAUAUCAUGCUGAUUGUGAACCUGAUGAUCAUGAAAUUAUACUUUCUCUUCGCACGCUACUUCGUAUUGAUAAAGUUGAAUAUGAUGAUUCUGAGGAAACAUGGUAUGUUAACAUGACAGUUGUUGAUGAAAGUAAUGAAGAAGUACAAAGAGUACUAACACCAUGGAAAACAUCAAUUUUAAAAGAAAAGAAUUCCUUUCAAUCUGCCACUAAGCCACUUAUUUAUGUACGUGAUUUAUCAGCUGAUAAUGAAGCUUUUCUUUCUUUUCAGCUCGCACUUGAUAUAAUACUUCGACUAGAUCGUAAUGAUUUUGCUCGUCAAGAAAUGCUUUCAAUGUGUCGCACAAAAUUUAGUCAUGAUCGCUUUACACAAGCGAAAAUUGAUCGAUUUGAAAUGACCUAUAAAUCUCAACAACACUCAGCGAAAUAG
Messenger RNA from Rotaria sp. Silwood2, 1395 nucleotides. The record is from the annotation of a GenBank genome assembly. NCBI's taxonomy places the organism in Eukaryota, Metazoa, Rotifera, Eurotatoria, Philodinida, Philodinidae.